Molecule: messenger RNA, 1405 nt
Organism: Danio aesculapii
Lineage: Eukaryota; Metazoa; Chordata; Actinopteri; Cypriniformes; Danionidae
Gene: trim35-14
Product: tripartite motif containing 35-14
Exons: 6
Coding region: 10-1386 (458 amino acids)
Molecular function (GO): protein binding; zinc ion binding
Source: RefSeq, a predicted model, not a curated record
UUAACAGUCAUGGCAGAUGCUCUGUCUUUUUUGGAAGAGGAUUUGUCGUGCCUCAUCUGCUGUGAUGUCUUUACUGAUCCAGUCACUCUGAAAUGUAGCCACAGUUUAUGUGAGAAUUGUCUCGAGCGUUUCUGGAAGACUCAAGAUGUGCUGCAGUGUCCAGUCUGUCGGAAGGAAUGCUCACCUGACGAGCCCACCAAGAGCCUGGCAUUCAGAGCACUCUGUGAGUCCUUCAAGACAAGAAAGCCCACAGCUGUUUCAGGAGACGUCUGUCCACAGCAUAAAGAGACACUCAAACUCUUCUGCUUUGAGGACAAGCAGCCCAUCUGUGUGGUCUGUUACACUUCAAAAAAGCAUGAAAAUCACAAGUGCUCCCCUGUCGAGGAGGCGGCUGGGAAUUUAAAGGCAGAUCUCAAGAUGCAAAUGGACAGGCUGCAGGUGACACUUGAUGACCUCAAGAAAACCCAUGAGAGCUGCGUGAAACAGGCUGAAAAUAUAAUGGAACAGGAAGAAAUCCAAAUCAAGAAAGAAUUUGAGAAGCUGCAUCAGUUUCUCAGAGACGAGGAGGACAAAUGGAUCAAAGCACUGAAGAAAAAAAUAAAACCUCAAGAUGGGAAAGUCAAAGCCAGAAUCAAGCAUCUGUCCUCAGAGAUAACAGAUCUCUCUGAGAGGAUGGCAGCCCUCUGGCAGGACAUGGAAGCUGAAAACAUCCCAUUUCUCCAGAAUUACAGCGAUACAUUACAAAAACUCAAACACCCUUCGGUAGAAAAGAGACCCGCUGAAGCAGAGAAAUAUCAACACCAUUCUCCUCAGACAAUGAUCUUCACCACCUGGGCUAGAAUGCAGAACCUUGUGGAGCAGCCUCCUGUGAUUCUGGACCCGAACACAGCCUCCAGUAAGCAGUGGGUGUCAACAGAUUGCACAAGUGUUCAAUACGUCCUAAAGAAACUGCACAUGUGUGAUAACCCAAAAAGGCUGUUUUUGGGAGUGCUGGCUUCACAGGGCUUCAAUUCAGGUCUGCACUGCUGGGAUGUAGAAGUAAGAGACAACAACCACUGGACACUGGGAGUAGUGGGAGAAACCGUGUACCGUAAAAGACUUUACAGAAUGGAUCCGAAGAGUCGUUUUUGGUGUUUUCGUUUUGUGGAUGGCAAAUUCAAGAAAGGUAAUAAUCCUGGAAAAGCAAUCGAUGAGAAUAAGAGGCCAAAUAUCAUCAGAGUUCAGCUGGACUUUGAGAAAGGAGAAUUGAGAUUUAUUGACCCCUUCAGAAAUAAAACUCUGUGCACCUUUACAGGUGGCUUUCCAGAGAGAGUUUUCCCAUAUUUUUGUAGUGGAGAUUUGGCAACACCGCUGAAUAUAUUCCCAGCAAAUAAGGAAAAAUUAUAAAAAUUAUAAAACCACAACC